AUGGGGAGCUCACACAGUCAGGGGUCAGUGACGUUCAGGGAUGUGGCUGUUGACUUCUCCCAGGAGGAGUGGGCCUGCCUGGAUGCCACUCAGAGGGUCUUAUACAGGGACGCGAUGCUGGAGACCUACAGCCACCUCGUCACAGUGGUGGGAAGCUGCGUUUCCAAGCCAGAGCUGAUCACCUUGUUAGAGCAGGACAAAGAGCCCUGGAUGGUUGUGGGGGAAGAAGCAGACAGGCCGCGCCCAGAAUGUUCUCUAGAGUCUGGCCCUGAAAAUAUAUCUCCAGAGAAUCAUACUAAUAAUAUAAAUUUACACAAACAGAGCAUAAAGCAAUUAAGUAAAACUUUUGACCUCCAGGCCUCCAGUUUUAGUAAUGGCCCCAACCCUAGUACAUUCAAGGGACCACAGGGCUAUCAAGAAGGAGACGCUGAUCAGGAGAUUACUAACAAGGAACCAAUGCCUCCUCACACCUGCCGGACUCUUACUCACAACAUAGGAAAACCAUAUGAAUGUAAAGAGUGUGGGAAGUGCUUUGGUUACAGGUCCACUCUCACUCAGCAUCAGAGCAUUCACACUGGAGAGAAACCCUAUGUGUGUGAGGAAUGCGGGAAGGCCUUCAGACUCCACCGACAGUUUACAGAACACCAGAAAUCUCACAGUGGUGAGAAACCUUUCAAAUGUGAUGACUGUGGAAAGGCUUUUCAUCUUCCAGUCUUGCUUAAGUACCACAAAACCGUUCACACAGGCACGAAACCAUUUGAGUGCCAGGAGUGCGGGAAGGCCUUCAAGCGUCUCUCCCACCUAGUUGAGCAUAGAAUCAUUCAUGCUGAUGGGAAACCGUAUGAGUGUAGUGAGUGUGGGAAAGCCUUCAAACAUCGUCAAAGCCUCCUGCAGCAUCAGAAAAUUCAUUCUGGUGACAGACCCUUUCAGUGUAAGGAGUGUGGGAAGGCCUUCAUUGUGCUGACACAGCUCACACGGCACCAGAGCGUUCACACUGGAGAGAAGGCAUUUGAGUGUAAGGAAUGCGGGAAGAAAUUCAGUACUAGCUCACACCUUGUUCAGCACCAGAGUAUUCACACCGGUGAGAAGCCCUUUGAAUGUAGUGUGUGCGGGAAGGCUUUUCGGCUUCGGAUAUACCUUUCUGAGCAUCAGAAAACUCACAUUGAAGAGAAACCUUUCAAGUGUAAGCUGUGUGGCUCAGCCUUCAGGCGGAAGUCGAACUUUACUGAACAUCAGAGUAUUCACACUGGAAAGAAGCCCUUCAAGUGUAAAGACUGUGGGAAGGUCUUUAGACUUAAUACACUCCUCAUUCGUCACCAGAAAUCUCACAGCGCUGAGAGACCUUUUGAAUGUAAAGACUGUGGAAAGGCUUUUCACCUUCCCAGUCAGCUUAAAAACCAUAAAAUUGUUCAUACAAGUACAAAACCCUUUGAGUGUAAGGCAUGUGGGAAGUCCUUCAAGCGUGCCUCCACUCUCAUUCAACAUGGGAUCACUCAUGCCGGCGUGAGGCCGUAUGAAUGUAGUGAGUGUGGGAAAGCUUUUAUCCAUCGCUCAAACCUGUUUAAGCAUCGCAAACUUCACUCUGCCGAGAAGCCCUUUGAGUGUAAGGAGUGUGGCAAGGCCUUCGUUGUCCUGGCAUACCUCACUAGGCACCAGAGCAUCCACACUGGAGGGAAGUCAUUUAAAUGUGAGCAGUGUGGGUCAGCCUUCAGACUUAAGUCCCAACUCAUUCACCAGAGAAUCCACACUGGGGAGAAGCCCUUUCGCUGUAAGGAAUGUGGGGAAGCUUUUCAAUAUCAAUACCAGUUUCUUGGCCAUUUUAGAAUUCAUACCGGGAAAAAUCCUUAUGAGUGUAAAGAAUGUGGCAAGUAUUUUAAUCAUGAUAGAGACCUUAAGGCACAUCAUAGAAUUCACACUGAUGGAAAUCUGUCGUGA
Molecule: messenger RNA, 1935 nt
Organism: Acomys russatus (golden spiny mouse)
Lineage: Eukaryota; Metazoa; Chordata; Mammalia; Rodentia; Muridae
Product: zinc finger protein 60-like
Exons: 7
Coding region: 1-1935 (644 amino acids)
Biological process (GO): regulation of transcription by RNA polymerase II
Cellular component (GO): nucleus
Molecular function (GO): RNA polymerase II cis-regulatory region sequence-specific DNA binding; DNA-binding transcription activator activity, RNA polymerase II-specific
Source: RefSeq, a predicted model, not a curated record